AUGGGCUCCUUUAUCAGUUGGAUCAAUUCCAACGCUGGCGCUGCCACCAGCGGCGGCCAGUCGCCUGACGAGAACCAGCCUCAGUCCGUCUCCGGCAUGAUCAGCACCCUCAUCCCUGUGCUGGCUCUCUCGCUCGUCUACAUUGCCAUCUUUCUCUUUUUGAGGCGAUCUCAACGCAGAUACUACGCGCCCAGGACAUAUCUGGGCUCGCUACGGCACAAUGAACGGAGCCCCGACCUGCCCAGCGGCUUCUUCAACUGGAUCGGCACCUUCUCCAAGCUCCCAGACGCCCAUGCCCUCACCCACCAGGGGCUCGACGCCUACUUGUUCCUGCGCUACCUGCGCGUCGCCUUCACCAUUGGCCUCGUCAGUCUAUGCAUUACUUGGCCUAUCCUCUUCCCCGUAAACGCCACCGGCAUGGGCGGCCUCAGCCAGCUCGAGAUCCUAUCCUACAGCAACGUCUCGGUCGAAAGGUCGCCCAAUCGCUACUACGCCCACGUCUUCGUUGGCUGGGCCGUCUACGGCUUCGUCAUGUAUAUGAUUAUGCGCGAAUGCAUCUUCUUCAUCAACCUGCGCCAGGCCUACAUGCUCACCCCCCACUAUACCAGGCGCAUCUCGGCCCGCACCGUCCUCUUUACCACAGUCCCCAACAACUACCUCGACGAGGCCCGCAUACGCCAAAUGUUCAAUAACUCAGUCCGCCACGUCUGGAUCGCCGGCAAAGCCGACAAGCUCGACGAAAUGGUUGAGGAGCGCGACAAGGUGGCCAUGAAGCUCGAGGGCGCAGAGGUCAAGCUCAUCAAAAUGGUCAAUAAGGCCCGCGCAAAGGCCGCCAAGAAGGGCGGCGCCGCCCCCAACGCCGGCAACGACCACGAUGACGCCGAGACGGGCAACAUUGCCGCCCGCUACGUCCCAGACAAGAAGCGGCCCUCGCACCGCCUCGGUCCCCUCGGCCUCGUCGGCAAAAAGGUCGACACCAUCGAGUGGUCUCGAUCCGAGCUGCAGCGCCUCGUGCCUGCCACCGAGCAGGCCCAGGCCGAGUGGUCUGCCGGCAACUAUGACAAGGUCAACGCCGUCUUUGUCGAGUUCCACACCCAGUCCGACGCCCAGGCUGCCUUCCAGGUCCUCACUCACCAUAAGGCCCUCCACAUGUGCCCCAAGACGGUGGGCAUCAAACCCCAGGAGGUCGUCUGGAAGAACCUGUCCAUUCCCUGGUGGCAGCUCGUCAUCCGCCGAUAUGUCAUCUACGCCUUCGUCGCAGCCCUCAUCAUCUUCUGGGCCAUCCCCGUCGCCAUUGUCGGUCUCAUUGCCCAGGUCAACACGCUCAAGAGCCUGCCUGGUCUGACGUGGAUCGACAAGAUUCCCCCGACAAUCCUCGGUGUCGUCUCGGGCCUGCUCCCGUCCGUCGCCCUGGCUAUUCUCAUGUCCUAUGUCCCCAUCAUCAUGCGCGGCUGUGCCAAGCUCGCCGGUGCUCCGACGCUGUCCCAGGCCGAGCUCUUCACCCAAAACGCCUACUUUGUCUUCCAGGUCGUGCAGGUCUUCUUGAUCCGGACCGUCUUCGACUCGGCCUCGACCGUCAUUGUCCAGAUCGCCAAGGACCCGAGCAGCGUCUUCACGAUCCUCGGCAGCCAGCUCCCCACGUCGUCCAACUUUUACAUCUCGUACUUCAUCCUGCAGGGCAUCACCAUCGCCACGGGUGUCCUCACGCAGGUCGUCGGCUUCUUCAUCUUUAAACUGCUCUACAAGUUCCUCGCCGGCACCCCGCGCGCCAUGUACGCCAAGUGGACGACUCUGAGCGCCAUCUUGUGGGGCAGCCUCCUUCCCGUCUUCACCAACAUUAUUUGCAUCAGCCUCAUCUACUCUGUCAUUGCCCCUCUGAUGCUCUUCUGGUCGACGCUGGCCAUGGCUCUCUUUUAUCUGGCCUUCCGUUACAACAUCUUCUUCGUCUCGGAGACGGCCGUCGACACGCAGGGCCUGAUCUACCCGCGGGCGUUGAAGCAGCUGUUUGUCGGCGUUUACCUGGCCGAGAUUUGCAUGGUUGGUCUAUUUGCCGUGUCCAAGGCCAUCGGCCCGGCCAUCCUGAUGGCCGCCUUCCUCGUCUUCACCAUCCUUUUCAACAUCACCAUGUCCAAGAACCUGGAUCCCCUCCUGUACGGACUUCCGCGCAGCGUGCAGGCCCAGGAGCAAGCCAUCCGGGCCGGCGAUGUCGAGUCGACGGAUGCCGGCAAGGAUACCAACGGAGCCCACGGCAACUCGGCGGGCUUGGCCACGUCCAACUCGGGCGAGAGCGGCGUCGUCAAAAAGGGAAACUUCAUCGCCAGGUUCUUUAUGCCCUGGAAGUACGCCGACUACGCCACGCUGCGCAGUCUUGUCCCGCGCGAGGAUGACAUGGACUUUGAGCAACAGUACUCGGAUGAGGUCGAGGCCACGGCCUUCCUGCCGCCGUCAGUGACGAGCAAGACGCCGACGCUGUGGAUACCCGAGGACCCGGCUGGCGUGUCCAAGCAGGAGGUUGCUUUGACGAGCAAGGUGAUUCCCAUUACCGACGAGGGCGCCACUCUGGACGAGAAGAACAAUAUUACAUGGGACACGGAGGGCGCACGGCCGCCCAUCUGGGUGGAAAAGGUUUACUACUAG
Hirsutella rhossiliensis is the source of this 2637-nucleotide messenger RNA. RefSeq names its product calcium-dependent channel, putative phosphate domain-containing protein. The record is from RefSeq and is a predicted model, not a curated record. Lineage: Eukaryota; Fungi; Ascomycota; Sordariomycetes; Hypocreales; Ophiocordycipitaceae. Gene Ontology annotation, molecular function: calcium-activated cation channel activity. The transcript is spliced from 5 exons. Gene Ontology annotation, cellular component: plasma membrane. Bases 1 to 2637 code for a protein of 878 amino acids.